AUCUUCAUAAAUCCCUUUCUUUCAUUUUUUUUCUCUACAGCAUACAAUCUGCCCUUUCAUUUCCACUUACAUUUUUGCAUCCACCUUCUAAAUCCCCAGUCCAAAAAAAUUCCGCUCAAACAAAAAUUACAGGUUCAUUCAAAAAAUGGGGGGGCAAAAAGGAAAUUUUACGAAGAAGAUUGGAAAAGAAGAUGAGAGAAAGGACUCAAUUGAAGAAAUGGAAAGUUGGAGGGCCAACAGUUUCAUCCCCAAAACCAGCUGGCAGCCACAUGCCGGUCAUCAUGCCCCUACCACACCUACGCCCUGCCUUGCCCAGCCCAGACCCUCUGCACUGAACCAGCUUCCACCCUCCUCUGCAUCAAUCUCCAGCUCUGCGCCCAAUCCCUGCCCUGCAGCGAGCCCUGCCUCGCACGCUCCUGCUCCCUCUCCUCUGCGCCUCACUGCCGGCCAUCAUGCUCCUGCACCAGAUCCCGUGCCUUCCGCGCCUCCUGCACUCUGCGCCUCACUGCCAGCAAUGAUGCCCCCUACACGCCCGAGCCAUCAUCAGCACUCCACGCCCCUACCUGCCUAGCACCCGAGCCUUACUCCUGCGCUUGACCGCGCUUGACCGUGCCUUCGGCUCCCAGAUAUCUCCUCUGCGCCUAGAUUUCGUGCAAUCAUGCACUCCUGCACCCCCUGCACUCAUUACCCCCUGUUUGCUUCCUGCUUCGCUGUGCCGAUCUGCACUCAUCGCCCCGCCUCUUCCCCGAACCAAUCGCCAGCCGAUCCUGCACUCAUUAGCCGCCUGCGCCCCUGUUGCAGCCCGAUCCUCUGUGCCGCUGCAACCCAAUCUUGCAACCCGAUCUUGUACCUGCUCUGAUUGUCUGUUCUCCUUGUCUCGUUCUUCUACAAGUGUGGGUAUAAAUAGAGGGUGUUCUUGGUUGAUACGGGGCGGGGGAGAUCGAUUUUGGCUGUUUGAUUUUGGGGAAUUUGAUUUUCUUUCUUGGUUGAUUCUGGGAUUCUUUUGGUCUGAGUUUGAGUCUCGUCGGAGGUGGCAGCAAGAGAAAGGGGACUGCUGAGCGUCCAGAAUUCACCGAAGGAGAUCGUGCAUUUUCUGGGUUUCUGUUGUCUUAGGUAAAUUACUGGAACUGAGAGGAUUCGGGAGGGGUGGUGAAGGUGAUGAACAGAGUUUGAUCCCGUGAGUGGGAUCCCUCUGUUUGGAUCUUGAUCCGUUCCUUUCCUGAAUUCUCCGCUGUAGAUUUUACAUUUUCUUCCUUUGAUGCUUUGUGUUGUUUAGUGAUUGAAAUGCUGAAAUUUAUGUGUAUCUGUUGAGAAAUGGAUGGUAGAUUUACUAGUAUGAAAUGAAUAUUUGCUGUGUUC
Rubroshorea leprosula is the source of this 1359-nucleotide messenger RNA. The record is from the annotation of a GenBank genome assembly. Lineage: Eukaryota; Viridiplantae; Streptophyta; Magnoliopsida; Malvales; Dipterocarpaceae.